Messenger RNA from Aphanomyces astaci, 1380 nucleotides. RefSeq lists its product as hypothetical. The transcript has 5 exons. Bases 34 to 1338 code for a protein of 434 amino acids. The record is from RefSeq and is a predicted model, not a curated record. Gene Ontology annotation, molecular function: protein binding. Gene Ontology annotation, cellular component: nucleus. NCBI's taxonomy places the organism in Eukaryota, Oomycota, Saprolegniomycetes, Saprolegniales, Verrucalvaceae.
UCGGAAUUGUGGGCAUCGUCAUUCACCAAGAGUAUGGCGGCAACUCGUGUUGUCGUGCCUGCAUGGAACUGCGUGGCCCCAGUCCUUCGCCGCCUCGACGAUGCCGAACUCCUCAAACUUCAGCGUCCGGCUCCAUUGAAUGCAGACCCCGUGACGGAGUGGAUCUCAUUCUCCAAGGACAUUGUGCCAGUGCAUUCGUCAGAGGUAGUCCCAGACACAUCUCAAACCCUUUGUUUGCACACCGCCGCGCCUCCACUUGGCCGCAUGGUCACGUCGACGGUAGAGGUGGGCGUUGGAGAGCUGGUGUUUGCCACCCCUGCGUUUGCAGUUGCGCUAAGCCGUCAAUUCGUCGCGACGCACUGCCACAUGUGCUUUCACAAACUUCGCGGCAAGAUUGUGCAAUGCGCCGACUGCCACUUCGCGCGGUACUGCGACCGCGGGUGCAUGGCGGCGCACUUGGAUCUGCACACGAUCCAAUGCCACAUUCUUCUUCCGCAACUAUAUCCGCCACGCAGUACCCACGACCAAACGAACGACGACGCCGCGGACCUCCACACGAGGCUGGUGCUGGCCGUCGUCGCCAUGGAAAUCACCAUGAACAACCCAAAUGAAAUCCAAGACUUAUGCACUUAUAACGCCACUGCCCAAGAUGCAGCGUUCCUGGCCACUGGAACGACAUUGCAUGCUGCUAUGAAGAACACUCCGGCGUGGAUAACGCCAUCGCAUAUCGCGGACGUGUAUCGCGCUAUUCGGUACAACUCGCAUCCGAUUGUGGUGGACUUGCACAUGUCUGCCCUUGGACUCGGCUUGUUCCCAGACGCAGCCAAGAUGAUCAACCAUUCGUGUGCCCCCAACACGUUUCCACGCUUUAACGCGGCUAACCACGCGUUAGAGUUCCGCGCCGUGUCGCCGCUGCUUCCUGGCUCGGUAGUCACGUACUCGUACUUGGACGUGUUUGGCUUUGCAUUAUUGCAACCUACACCCACCCGGCAGAGUCUCCUCUACUCGGCAUUCCAGUUUGACUGUCGAUGCAGUCGAUGUAUUAGUAGUUUUAGUACCUCGCAUGAACAAAGUGAUGCGUGGAAUGUCGAUGCAAAUCUAGCCCAACUCGAUUCCGCCCAAAACAACCAAGACUGGGUUGCUGUCACCGACGUCUGCGACCAGAUCAUGACCCACUGGACCUCCACCCUCGACCUCCCUGCAAACUACCCGCUCAUGUACGUCCUGCAAAAGAAGAUGGACUUGGCUGCUACCCACGGGCCGGCCUCGCGUCAACGUGGAAACGUGUCGGCAGACGAAAUAUUGAAUGUGUGUGGAUUUGGGAACAACCCUCGUUGAAUGAAGAAGCAUAUAACGUUGUCAGGUCGAUAUAUCGCAAGC